AUGCAUCACAACACUAAGCAAGGCCUAAUAUUCCUUGCAUUCUUGAUUGCCUGUGGAGGAGGUAUCGCUGCCUUUAUCCUUUUGCGCAAUUCCCAUAACCAGCAUCCACAUUCCGGAAAGCGUGAAAUGGGGGGCAUGGAUCCAAACAAGAUUUAUGCUAGGAGUCUCCCUACAAGCGGUGUGACUACUAGUAGAUAUGUUGGUCUUGAGAAAAGCGAAUCACCCCAAGUUCACCCAUCUUAUACUCAUCACAGCACGCAAUCUCAACAUCGCAAUAGGCAUCGUUCAUUUACUCCAGAGAGAGAGAUUGGUAAUAAUGGCAGUCAAUUCGUCACCAUUCCGACUACUACAGCUACAUCAGCCAAUGUACAACCAUUAUCGACCGCUGCUACUAGUAGUGCUUCGUCUAUCGAUAUCUACUCAUCCUUCACAGUGGAACCCUUGAGUACUUUGGCAGCCGCAGUAGGGUUCCAAACCUCUGCUGCUUCGUCAUCAGAUCCAAUUUCUGACACUAGCCUGAUUUCUACAACUCCGACGAGUCUGCAGCCAUUGGCCACUACUGGCAGUGGACACAGCCAUCUUCUAGUGGCAGGACUUCGUGUAAAUAUUCAGUGA
Botrytis fragariae is the source of this 615-nucleotide messenger RNA. RefSeq lists its product as uncharacterized. The record is from RefSeq and is a predicted model, not a curated record. Bases 1 to 615 code for a protein of 204 amino acids. Lineage: Eukaryota; Fungi; Ascomycota; Leotiomycetes; Helotiales; Sclerotiniaceae. The transcript is spliced from 2 exons.